Seriola aureovittata is the source of this 3562-nucleotide messenger RNA. RefSeq names its product KAT8 regulatory NSL complex subunit 3 (gene kansl3). Bases 260 to 2872 code for a protein of 870 amino acids. The record is from RefSeq and is a predicted model, not a curated record. Gene Ontology annotation, biological process: positive regulation of transcription by RNA polymerase II. Gene Ontology annotation, cellular component: NSL complex. Lineage: Eukaryota; Metazoa; Chordata; Actinopteri; Carangiformes; Carangidae. The transcript is spliced from 22 exons.
AGGCCAGAAAAGGGCGGAUGUAGAGACCAACAUGGCAACGAAUAACACAACAAGAGGAAGUGGGGCUUACACGCAGUAAAUGUUUGCCUUUUAAAUAACUCGUAAUUACUAGGCAUUAGGUCCUUUUUGGUUUCUUUUUUUCUCAAAACAAGAGUUUAAACCGUCACGACAAAGAUGGAGUAACAGAGCGAAAAGUUUUGGUCUGCAUCCACACAAGUUGUUGAACCCUUCCCAGGGCCCUUUGGGGCCCAGGAAGAGGAUGCAUCGUGGUGGGGAUAAGGACUUCCAGAUAUCAGCACGAAAGAUGGGCACAUCCUUGCUUUUCCAACUCUCAGCUCAUGAAAGAGAGUUGGAUUUGGUGUUUCUGGACCACAGCUAUGCCAAGCCAUGGAAUGCCCACCCAGAUGCCAGCAGCGCCCGGCCCACACGGACACUGUUUGUUACACCUCGUCGCCAGCCUGAAGCCUUAUCAGACUCUGAUUCUGUAAUUGACGUGGAAACGGUCACACCAACACCCAUUCCUCUGUAUGAUAACCAGAAAGCUCUUAGUGUGAUGAAGGAGUGUGAGCGACAUGUCCUGUUUGCUCGCACUGUUGCUGAGAGCCCUCCACCCCCCGAAGACUGGGAGGAACAUCUAAACAAGACUGGAUGGUCAGUGGCCCAGAACAAGCUGUUCAAUAAAGUCCUUAAAGCACUACAAGCUGAAAGACUUGCCCGUCUGGCCAAUGAAAAUGCUUCCAAUGAGCCAAUUUUGCGGAGGGUAGCUGUGGACAAGUGUGCCAGGAAGGUGCGGCAUGCAUUAGCCAGUGUGAACUGGGACACCAAACUGACGCAGUGGCUGCACACCACCAUGAUUGAAUCCUUAAGCCUUCCCAUGCUUGCUGCUUACCUGGAUGUGCUGCAGACUCUCAAAAGCAAGUUGCCCUCGCUGAUUGACAGAAUGUUGCUGCCAUCAGCAAAGACUGGAGCGCCGAGUGCAGAGGCUCUGUCUCUGCUGCUGAAACGGCCAUGGGACCCAGCUGUUGGAGUUCUAUCUCAAAACAAACCGAGUAAGCUUCCUGGAUCGCCACUCAUCCUAAUUACACCAUCAAGCCCAACCAAUCCAGCCCUCUCUACCUCGCGGCGAAUGAGAUUCUGGCAGUCACAGCUCUCCUGUUUGGGAAAGGUCAUACCAGUGCACACUCAUGUGAACAGCAACGCCAACAUUGGCAUUACCCAGUGUCUAGAGCACAUGUUGGGUACUGUCAGGGCCAAGGUCAUGGAGGUUCAUAGUCACUUCCCCCAUAAACCCAUUAUCCUGGUUGGCUGGAAUGCUGGUGCUCUUAUCGCUUGUCACGUUUCCCUUAUGGAGUAUCUGACUGCUGCCGUUUGUCUUGGCUUCCCCCUGCUAACAGUCAAUGGGCCAAGAGGGGAUGUCGAUGACCCGCUGCUGGACAUGAAGACCCCAGUGUUAUUUGUGGUUGGCCAGAAUGCUCUACAGUGUAGUAUAGAAGGCAUGGAGGAGUUCAGAGAGAAGCUAAGGGCAGACAACAGCAUGGUGGUAGUGGGAGGAGCUGACGACAACCUCAGAAUCAACUCAGCAAAGAUGAAAUCAGAGGGCCUGACGCAGACCAUGGUUGACCGCUGCAUUCAGGAUGAAAUUGCUGACUUCUUGUCAGGCGUCCUCACAAGGGCAGAGGGCCAUGGUCAUGGCUCAGGGGAGAUGAGAGACCUGGACACAGAGAAGAAGAAAAGGCCUCGACGAGAGCUUCCCUUUGACAUGGAGAGGGGACGACCUUCCUCCCCUGCACUUAGAGUUCCUAUCUCACCAUCGGGUUCAGAGGAUCUGUCUAGUGUCUGUAGCAGUCCCACUUCUAGUCCCAAACCCAAGACGUCUGGUCUGUCUCCUGCACAGAAGUCCAGUCUGAUCACAGCUACACAGCUCCUCAAGACACACAUGCAGCGCUCUGGCACAGUUCUCACUCACAAACAGGCUCAAGCUCAGUUUGCUGCUUUUAUGAAACAAAACAUGCUUGUAAGGAAAAAUCUUCCUCCUGGCACCCCUCCUUGUAUUUUUGUGCCAGUGACCAGCGAUCAGAUGGAAGGCCUUGACAGAGAUGAACUGAGGUCCCAUGGCAAGAGGAGACAAACACCUAGUCCCACGCCAAGCAAAGCCUCCAAGAGAGCCAAGAUCAAGGUGACCAUCGUUUCCCAAAGCGAGUCAGCAGGGGGCGCCAUCAGCCCUGCUGCACAGGAAGUGGGUGCCUCUGGGAAGCCAUUAACAGUGACAGUGGGACAGACUGUGGCUGGAGCCAAGGAGCUCUCCGGACUUCUUACAGGCCAGCGGUCUGGUAGUCUCUCAGAGGUGUCUGGUGCCCUGUCCCCAGGCUCCAGCUCAUUCAACAGCGUGCAGCCUUGCAUGGUGUCAGGGUCCUCCGCACCAGUCCAGGCGCAAGCUCCGGCUACUGCCCAAGCGCCUUCCGCCAGCAGUCUGCUACAAGGCCUAAGUUUCAGUCUUCAGGAGAUUAUCACCAAAGCUCCUAGCCUGCCCUCCACAGGCAGCACCCAGGCGGUUUGUGGGAAGCCCCAGGGUCAGGUCCUGAGCUCUGUCGGUACCAGCAGCAGUACUCUGCUCCGGGCGGUGCCUGUGGUCACCGCAGGAGGAGUGGCUAAAACCACUGCCAUCCACCAGCUGCUCACUAAUGGCGGGUUGGCCAAACUUGCCAGCAGCUUGCCCGGCUUGGCGCACAUCACCAAUCAGACUGCUGUAGGGCAGAAAGCCCCCACUUCUAUAACAGUGACACUUCGAGGAGCGCAGCCGAGUAGAGUGGGAUCUCUCAGCCAAGUUGGUGAGGUUGUGACGCCGGCUCGUACCCAUGAGCCCAAGCAGUGAAAAUCUCAGAUCACGGUUUCCAUGUGGUGAUACACCUGAUGUAAGCUGGUGCUGUGCCAGAGGCAUCUGGGAGCCACAGCCUGCUGAUGAGACUGUACCCUCCCUGUAAUGAUGUACACACCACGCUGCCAAAACGAGCAGAACACCUGCCUCACAUCCUCCAGAGUACUCUCCUGUCGAGAUGCUUGAAAAAAGCCUGGGAGUCACUGUCGGUUGUGGAUGAGCCGCUACCAUGCUUAACCUCUGUGUACAUAUGAGUAGCAUUGACUCGCCAAAAUCUGUGCUCUCUUCUUUUACCCUUAACUUUGAUAAGAAAAUGUCGACAGCCAGAUACACAGCAUGGUCACAUGUUAUCCUUUAGGGAAGAAGUUAUAUCAUGAGUGGAUAAAGUGCAACCUCCCUGGACUGUGAUAAUACAACUGUAAAAGGACAGAUGUGCAACUCUCGGUGCUGACUAUACGCCAACAGUGUAUUGCAACAACAAAAUGCUUCUUUGAUUGUAUAUUAAGUUAAAAUCCCUUUCCCACCAUCUCUGCUACAGUAUCUAUGAUUAACAUGAAUGUGUGUCAAGCAUUUUGAUGUCACAGCUGGAUAUUUCUGAAUAUCCCUGUAUUUGUGAAGUAACUAAAUUUGAAUGUUAGUCAUUGCUUUGAUAUUAUUUAUCACAGUAAUUAUAUAAUCAUCAUUAUA